UGCAGACCAUCAGCCCGAGUGCCCUUCGUGGGCCGGCAUCAAUGCUCGAGAAUGUCGCCUCUGGAUGCUUGCUAUCCUCUUUCCAUAGCCCCAUUGAGUUUGGGGUCAUCGUCUCCUAACUCAUACCCUCACCGCGCCAGACGAGCUCCUUGAAGUCGUCUGGUAUCCCAGAACACUGUAAUCAAGCUACCAACAUCCUGCACUACGAGACAAAAGUACCCUAGCAUCAGCGCCGACGCUCAUCUGAUUGCACCCAAGUUGCUUAUUGUCGACCAUUUGCAACGAUGCAUUUCGACUCUCUGCCGAACGAGUUGCUAUCCACCAUCUUUCUCUCUCUACCCAGCAUAUCAUCCGCCAUUUCGCUCGCCUCGACUUGUCAUCGAUUCCACAGCGCCUACCACUCCUCCAAAAAGCUCCUCAUCUUGCAAGAAGCUGCCAAUGCCGAGCUGGGCCCCGUUCAAGACAUUGUCCAGCUGUUGACUCAGAACGCAUCUCAACCAGCGCACGUCCAGCGCAACGUACCCAUCUCCGAGGCCUUUCUUCGCCAGAUCGUCAAAGCGGGACGUGUGGCUCAGCGCUAUGAAGAGAUCUAUAUAUUCAAAAAGUGGAAGACAGACUACGCCAAUCGCCGCGUGUUAAACAGUCAGGAGAAAUACAACUUGAGGCGUGCCAUAUACCGUCUGUGGCUCUUCGAUAAAGCCUUCCACACAUCUGCGCAUGUCCGAACGUGCCGCAGUCUGCCCGAGGUCGUGCGACUCCGAGCUGCUCUCUUGCACAAUUGGACGACUGCGGAGCUCGCCGAGAUGCUCGACGUGCAUCUCAUCCUCCGCGACGUGAUCGCCAACAACGUGUGUCCCUCCAACGGCAAAAUCAGACAAAAGUUCUCCAAGCGCUUUCCCGACAGCAACCAACAGCUGUUGUUCAACAUUCAUCUCAACUACCCUCCUGCUCCUCCGCCGUUGAUGCCAGACACCUGGUACCACAAUUCCCAGAUUGGCUCUUCGCGAUACCAAUCACGGCUCGCGCCGUCUCGCUGGCAUGAGCCCGGCGCAGAGGGCUGGGGCGAUGACAUCUCGCACUAUUAUGUCGUCGAAGACAUGCUGAAGCUCGAUCCUGAGCAGAUCCUGUACUUGCGCGAUAAUUGUCCUCUCAAGUCGCAAGUCGAAGUGCAUGUGCGGGGGCUCGGGGAUUGGUUUGUCGAUAAUGGAGAGACGUUCUCGGAGACUGUCGCCUUCGUCCUGAAACAGAGAGGUGCCGAUCUCGAGCAGAUGAAGAUUGCGAUUGAGGAUGGAGAUUGUGGGAUCGCUGUCUCGGAAGAAUGACUUCAGUGAUUGCUUUAGUGCUUGGAGUGUGCUUCUUUAGCUCGUAAUCUCGACAAUCAUGUUCACCUUGAAGCUUUUGAUUUCAUUUGCGCUGUCGACGCUGAUUGGGAUAGUGCUGCGUAUCCGGCUUAGUAAUAUUAGCUGGAUGAGUAAGUCAGAUUACGAGUGAAUGAACACAUGAUUGAUCAACUCGAC
This is a messenger RNA of Sphaerulina musiva SO2202, 1517 nucleotides long. RefSeq lists its product as uncharacterized. The transcript has a single exon. Gene Ontology annotation, molecular function: protein binding. NCBI's taxonomy places the organism in Eukaryota, Fungi, Ascomycota, Dothideomycetes, Mycosphaerellales, Mycosphaerellaceae. Bases 285 to 1322 code for a protein of 345 amino acids. The record is from RefSeq and is a predicted model, not a curated record.